AUGUCCGCCAAAUUAUCCGGUCGUCAAUCCCCGCCCCCGGAGAGCCAAAGCGGUGCACAAGAAAACUCGCCACCUGGCUCCGGCCACAUCGACCACAAGUUCGCGCCUGGUCCCGAGUACGCGCCCAUGACAGCCGAUGCAGAGCGACGCGGCGACAAGAACCCGCAUACGGCUGGGCUGACAAGCAACCCGAAACAUAUCCUCGAGGAUAUUGAGGCACGGAAGUAUCAUAAGGGGCCUGGGAAUGAGGUUAGGAUGCAGUGA
Molecule: messenger RNA, 264 nt
Organism: Aspergillus puulaauensis
Lineage: Eukaryota; Fungi; Ascomycota; Eurotiomycetes; Eurotiales; Aspergillaceae
Exons: 1
Coding region: 1-264 (87 amino acids)
Source: RefSeq, a predicted model, not a curated record